Molecule: messenger RNA, 1083 nt
Organism: Trichoderma citrinoviride
Lineage: Eukaryota; Fungi; Ascomycota; Sordariomycetes; Hypocreales; Hypocreaceae
Exons: 3
Coding region: 1-1083 (360 amino acids)
Cellular component (GO): cytosol; eukaryotic translation initiation factor 3 complex; cytoplasm
Molecular function (GO): protein binding; translation initiation factor activity; metallopeptidase activity
Source: RefSeq, a predicted model, not a curated record
AUGAGCGAAGCUCCCAAGGAUGCGCCUUUCCAGGCGGUGCAGAUCGAUGCUCUGGUGAUCCUCAAGAUUGCCCGGCACUGCUCGUCGACCUUCCCGACCGUGGCGACCGGCUCCCUCGUGGGCAUGGACCAGAACGGCACACUGGAGAUUACAAACACCUUCGCCUUCCCCACCAUCGACACCUCCGCUGCCGAUUCCCACCAGAAUGAUGCCUCCAACCUCGCCGCCGCCGCUCCUCGAGCCAAGUCCAACAUCGCCUACCAGGCCGAGAUGAUCCGACACCUCAAGGAGGUCAACGUGGACGCCAACAACGUCGGCUGGUACACGAGCGCCACCAUGGGCAACUUUGUCACCAUGGCCUUUAUCGAGAACCAGUUCUUCUACCAGAAGGACAACGACAAGACUGUUGCCCUUGUCUACGACACCAGCCGCAGCUCGCAGGGAACCUUGGCUUUGAAGGCGUACCGCCUGACCAACCUCUUCAUGACCGUCUACAAGGAGGGCAAAUUCACAACUGAGAGCCUGCAAAAGUCGAAGCUCUCGUUCCGCGACAUUCUGCAGGAGUACCCUCUCGCCGUCCACAACUCACACCUCCUCACCUCCUUCCUUCACCAGCUGCCCGCGCCCCCGGCUGCCACCGAGCCCAAGGAGCCCACGUCGCUCAGCGACCUCAACAACGACCGCAUCAAGGCGCCUCUAUACCCUUCCAUCGACAACCUGGACCUGUCGAUUGACCCCUUCCUGGAGAAGACGUGCGAUCUGCUGCUCGAGAGCAUCGAGUCGCACUACGUGGACCUCAACAACUUCCAGUUCUACCAGCGCCAGCUGGCGCGUGAGCAGACCAAGAUCACCCAGUGGCAGGCCAAGCGAAAGGCCGAGAACGCCCAGCGCACCCUCGCCAAGCAGCCCCUGCUGCCCGAGGACGAGUGGCAGCGGCUGUUCAAGCUGCCCACGGAGCCCAGCCGGCUGGAGGGCAUGCUCAACGCCAAGCAGGUCGAGCAGUACAGCAAGCAGGUGGACGGCUUCACGGCCAACAUCAGCUCCAAGAUGUUUGCCGUGCGGGAGAACCUGCUGCCCCAGUAA